CUCGCGUCUUCCCCCUGCUUUCCCCGCCAGGCCGCCACUAUUUGCUCUAAUCCCUCCAAAAACCCUAGCAAAACCACCCCAAAAUCCCCAUUCCCUCCAUUCUCCGCUGUGAUUCCCCUUCCAAGAGUUUCAAACCCUGAAUUCAGUCAUGAUGGGGACACCCACCCUACGUGUGAAUUGAAUCGUUCCUGUUUUGGAUUCUCAUCAUACCCGAUCUCACCUACCCAUUUUAUUAUCCACAAAAAUAAUCUCCCCCCCCUCCAAUUCGCUCUACAAAUUCCUCCGGUAUGCGCUCCGUUUGCGCCAUGACGGCCCUCCUCUCCGUCUGCUCCUCCACCUCCCUCCGCUCGAGCGCUUUCAUUCCGCGAGCACCAUUCUUGUCGCUCCCUUUCCGGCGGGAUCUUUCUUGCUCCAAGCUCCGCUUGGCGAGGUCCAUCUCUACAGCAGCGGCGGCAGUCAAGGCUCGGGCAGGCGGCGGUCGACCGCUGAUGGAGGUCCGGGCAGCGCAGUCCGGGGAGAUUCACGUCAUCGUGGGCCCCAUGUUCGCCGGCAAGACUACCGCGCUCAUCCGCCGCGUCCAGGCCGAGGCCGCCACCGGCAGUGAACCAACUUGCUGCCACUGUCCGGGGCAAGACGAAAAAUCUACGGUUAAGAAGAACUGGACUGUGGCACUCAUAAAGUCCGACAAAGACAAUCGGUAUGGAUUGGAUUCUGCUGUGACGCAUGAUGGCACAAAGAUGGCGUGCUGGGCUCUACCCAAGCUUUCUAGCUUUCAAGAUAAAUUAGGAACAGAGGCUUAUGAUAAGGUAGAUGUCAUAGGAAUUGAUGAAGCCCAAUUCUUUGACGAUCUUUAUGAUUUCUGCUGCAAAGCUGCUGAUCAUGAUGGAAAAAUUGUUGUGGUUGCAGGCCUAGAUGGUGACUACAAAAGGAAUAAGUUUGGCUCAGUUCUGGACAUCAUUCCCCUGGCUGACUCGGUCACCAAGCUAACCGCACGCUGUGAGUUGUGUGGUCACCGGGCGUUCUUCACAUUGAGGAAGACACAAGAAACUAGGACUGAAUUUAUUGGAGGAGCCGAUGUGUAUAUGCCUGUAUGUAGGCAGCACUACCUGGAUGGGCAGAUUGUUAUCGAGGCCACAAGGAUUGUUAUGGAAGUUGAGAGAUCCACAGUGACUCACGCUUUGAAGUAGCUCACUGCUAGGCCUCCCUAUGCAGGUAUGCAAUUUGUAACAUCACCCAUCCUUCUUGCCUUCUCCCGAAAUCUCCAUCACCUGGGUAUGCCAUUCAUCCAAUCAUCGCAGUUGGUAAGAAAAGGCCAACAACUUGUUGAGAUGUGCUACCAUUGUGAGUAGCAGCUAUUCAUCCUCUGUAGCACCAUACCAAGCUAAUUAUCAAAUGAAGCAAUGCCAUAUUAUCAUGGCAAAAACUAGUCAAGUUGCAUUUGAGCAGAAUGUAAAUGAUAACCUGUUGGGAUGUUCAGAACGUUUGCAGUAUAAAAACAACUAUGAUGUUUUUUUUGAGCGGUAACAA
This is a messenger RNA of Brachypodium distachyon (stiff brome), 1527 nucleotides long. Its product is annotated as thymidine kinase. Bases 288 to 1187 code for a protein of 299 amino acids. Lineage: Eukaryota; Viridiplantae; Streptophyta; Magnoliopsida; Poales; Poaceae. The record is from RefSeq and is a predicted model, not a curated record. The transcript is spliced from 5 exons. Gene Ontology annotation, molecular function: ATP binding; thymidine kinase activity. Gene Ontology annotation, biological process: thymidine metabolic process.